UUUCUUGUUUUUUUUUUGAAUCUUGAUGUGAUACGAUUACGACAACGAUCAUGCGUUUCACUGUGUAUGUAAUUCGUUUGAUGACCUUUGGACGUCCUGCCUGGCCAGACAAGCCUGGACGAAGAAUAGACUAUCGAUGUCGAACACUCUUUCUGCAUUGGCAUCAAGUUCCGAAGAAGUGCAGGAGUUGCCUGCUCUGAAUUUCUUGGGUCCGCCCGGAACAUAUUCCCAUCAAGCGGCGUUUGACGUUUUUGGUGAUUCUGUCCGUUAUGUCGCAAAGCAGACGAUCACUAGCGUCUUCGAGUCUUUAUCGCCUGAGUUGCCCUUUGGUAUCAUACCCCAAGAAAAUAGUACCAAUGGGUCGGUGAUCGAAACCUACAACCUACUCCGAUGCGAAUCCGCCGGUCGAGAUAGUUUUGUGAGAGGGGAUACAAACCUAUCGAUCAAACACUCCCUGGUAGUUCGGGAAAAUGUCAAAAUCGAGGACAUCGAACAUGUUUUCAGCCACGAACAAGCUUUAGGCCAAUGUAAGGCGUUUUUGCAAGGACGCCUUCCAAGAGCGUCGCUUGUGCCGACAGACUCGACUGCGAGCGCUGCUCGUGCAUUGCUCAACGCACCGUCCGAGAGCUUUGACCCCUUCAAGAGUGCAGCGAUCUGUUCAACGGUCGUGACUUCGCUGUUUCCUGGCCUGGAAGUGUUGCACACUGGCAUCCAAGAUGGAGAAUCCAACAUGACGCGCUUUUAUAUCGUAUCCUAUGGCGCGGACGCUCGGGUCCCAUGGCAAACGCCACCCAUCGACCAGAAGCGUGCUCUAAUCCGUCUCUUGCCUGACAGAGACUCUUUGGCAUGGGAUUUUUCACGGGCGAUCAAGGCACUCAACAUACCCAUCUCCCGCAUAGACCGACGACCAUCCCUAUCUUCAGCCACCUUCCAUGAUGUAUACUUUCUUGAAGUGUUUGCCGAAGGGGGAGAAGAAGGUGAUGUUACCUGGUUCGAUCGUGUGAACCAGGCCGUCGAAAAAUUAAGGCAAGAAGGUCUGGAAUUCACAGUUCUGGGCAUAUGGUAAUAUAGAUAUUCGUGUAGGUCAGAAUUACAAGUAUAUUCGUUUCAUGCAAGGUCUACUUGCGCAAUAUCGUGUCAUAAUAAAAUUUCGAAUUCCAUCCGUUAAGCACGCGAAGCCGAGAAACAGGAGAGCCUGAAGUUCACAAUCUAGACCUCCCACUGAUGCACAUAGUUCAGGAGGCGGUACCCUUGAUUAAUUCAUCGGCUCUUUCCGAGCGAGGUAUAAAGCGACAUUUGAAGGGCUUGGGUCGGCUUAU
This is a messenger RNA of Suillus plorans, 1319 nucleotides long. RefSeq names its product Prephenate dehydratase-domain-containing protein. Bases 137 to 1066 code for a protein of 309 amino acids. Gene Ontology annotation, molecular function: prephenate dehydratase activity; chorismate mutase activity. Gene Ontology annotation, biological process: L-phenylalanine biosynthetic process. The record is from RefSeq and is a predicted model, not a curated record. NCBI's taxonomy places the organism in Eukaryota, Fungi, Basidiomycota, Agaricomycetes, Boletales, Suillaceae. Gene Ontology annotation, cellular component: cytoplasm. The transcript is spliced from 4 exons.